Molecule: messenger RNA, 3855 nt
Organism: Botrytis deweyae
Lineage: Eukaryota; Fungi; Ascomycota; Leotiomycetes; Helotiales; Sclerotiniaceae
Exons: 5
Coding region: 1-3855 (1284 amino acids)
Biological process (GO): protein phosphorylation
Molecular function (GO): ATP binding; protein kinase activity
Source: RefSeq, a predicted model, not a curated record
AUGGCCGCGUUGACGUAUGAAUCCUCUGAUUACCGAGCACAAAGUGCAAGAAGAGAGUCCGAACCAGCUGCAAUUACAGGACAGUUGCCGGUAACUUCGAUUGACCUUGGUGACGAAAUAUUGAAAGUUCUGAAAAACAACCCUAUUGGAUUAUCUCCAGAAGGGACUUACCUUCCAGACGAGGAAUACGAUAGACUAUUGAGGAAAGACAGGAUACAAGCUGUACUUGGUGGUGGCCGCGAGGUUUUCACCCUGGUCGAAUACAUUACAAGCAGCGCGAAAAAGACAUUUGCGACAUUGCUGCAGGUAUUUUCUAAUUGGGAAGAUCGUCGCGAUGUCAUGGCCUCCCUAAUGGAGAAAGAAUUCAACGACACGCUCUUAGAAUCCUACGAACUUAGCACGUCAUACUUUCAACAUAGGUUGUGGAACGAGAGAACAAUUGACGAUUUCAAAAAUAAACGGCUGUCAUUUAUCAUCCCCACGUUUGAUAUCAAUGUAUUCAAAUAUGAAUUCGAUAAAAAGCAAAUUCUUCCGUUCACGGUUCUUGACGAAGCAAAUACUCCGCCAAGAAGCGGCCACUUCAGCGAAGUCGAAUGUGUGAAAAUGUUGACUAGUAAGCAAAAUAAAGUCAACGCUCCUGACAAGACAAUGAGGGUCGCUUUGAAGAAGUUGAAAAAAAUUGGCGACCCUGGCUAUAACAUUCAUAAAGAAUGGGAGCGUGAGGCAAGAGCUCACCAACAGCUAAAUUGUUCAAGUCCAAACCUCAUUCAAGCUUUUGCUGCCUACCGCCAAAUUGCGACAAAUAGACAGCUCGACGAAUACUAUCUUGUCCUUGAAUGGGCCAAUGGCGGAAGCCUCUUUGACUUCUGGGAAAACAACCCUGAGCCACAAGUGGAUUGUCCCGACGUUGGCAAGGUUCGGCGAAGGGUCAAAGAGGUGGCGGAGCAGCUACAUGGACUAGCGCAGGCUCUCGAGGCAAUGCAUUCUACUAGUGCCCGCACCCCUGGAAAUAGCAGAAAGAAUUCCACAUCAAACUCGCCUAGACUCCUAUCAGAGAAUACUGCAACCUGGGAGGAGGAUACUUUUGAUAACGGUAGACCAUUUGUGGAUAGCUCUUCUUUGCCUACGUUCAAUUUCGACUCCGAGGAAAACAGCGACAGCAAUGCAAAAAUACCAAGCAUCUUGGUUUCUUCUGACCCUGCAAGUUUAAAAGCAACCGAAAAUUCUGACUCGCUGAAUUGGCGUCAUGGGGAUAUCAAACCGGAGAAUAUAUUACGUUUUACCACCGGCCAGAAAGAUGAUGAAUUAGGGGUCCUAAAGCUCGCAGAUCUGGGAAGAGCUCAACAGCAUCAAUUUGUGACAAGCAUGAGACAUACUAAGGAGAAGGAACUUUGGAGAACACGAUGGUACGAACCACCAGACCUUGAGAAGAAGAAUCAUGAGGAGGCUGAAGGCAAAAUUUCACGCCUAUUCGAUAUUUGGUCCAUGGGAUGUGUAAUUUUUGAAGCCGUAUUGUGGUUGCUAUAUGGACACGAGUCUCAUAAUGUCUUCUUGCGAGCCAAUGGAUUUCCCACAGGAGAGAAAGGUGCGACACCAUAUUGGCGAAAAAGAAGAGAUGGAAGCUACGAAUUGACGGAAGCUCUUACAGAGUGGAUGAACCAUAUAUUAGAGCACGACUUAGAACGCGAUGGUGUUAUCGGUGAUCUGAUAAGAUUGACGAGAGAUAGAUUGCUCAAGAUCAAACUGCCUCCAAACUCUGACCUCUACGCCAAAGGCUUCCGUACAAACGCAAAAGAUCUAAAGGAACAGCUUGAAAAUAUUCUUAAAAGCGCUGGAAAUAAGAAUUAUUUGUUCACCACAAAAAAAACAUUACAAUCUACAAGUGGUUCGUUAUUGUCGGCUGAAGAUGCAAGGGGAGUAAAUGUUCCUAUUGUUAAAGGACGGAGAACUGAGAUAGCUCAUCGGCGUGAGUAUACCAGCAACAUAAAAGACCAGUGGAAGACUACUCCUGAAGAUCCUUCAUUUGUUGAGUCGAUAUUAAAGGGCCGGAAAUUCGGUUGUGACGAACCCGAAUUGUGUACAGACUGCAAUGAUAUCAACAUUUCGUCACUGCAUACGGAAACUUCUCACAAUAUGAAUAUACUGGAGACCAAAUCAAUAAAAAAUGAGUGCGACCUCUGCGAAGUAAUCUAUACGGCAGCCAAAGAUCACGGCAUCAAGAGUCGUGAUGGUAUCCAGCAGAUCUCAUUAGUACGAUCAGGCGAUGAUUUCCUUCUGAAAGGAACCAAGCGAAAGUUUCUUCGCCUGAUUGAAUCAAGGCAGGAUACAACAGCUCCUUUGGCUGCACCGGAGCUAGCUUCACUGACCAGUAGUCGAGACCCCUCUCCUGCGGAUCUUGACUCCUUUAUGAAACUACCAAGGGCGUGGCUUGAAGAAUGUGAUGAGAAUCACAAAGACAUUUGUGCACCCAAGGAUACUCAUAUCCUCCCAACAAGGCUCAUCAGUGUCGCAAACCUGAAGAAACCAAAGAUCGUAGCGACUGCAGAUCUCUCUCAGACUGUUCUUCCGGAAGGUACUCGAUACAUUGCACUUUCUCAUAGGUGGGGGGGUAUGCCUUAUGAAGCGAUGACAACGCAGAAUAAUCUCGAACAACGCCAGAGGAAAAUCCCGAUGCACGAGCUACCACUAAGCUUUAGGAACGCCAUUGCAAUUACGAGCGCACUGGGCUGUACCUAUCUGUGGAUCGAUUCUCUUUGCAUCAUACAAGGUCCUGGUGGUGAUUUUGGUGAGGAGGCAGAUAAGAUGCAAACAACAUUUAACGGUGCGUACUGCGUCUUGGCUGCUUGCAAUGCCGAGAGUGCCAAGGUUGGCUUCUUAGAAAAUCGAGAAUCACGAUCAAAAUGUGUCAAGAUCGGUAAUGUCUUUGUCUCGCCAAUCACAAUCGAUUUUGAGCGGGAUGUCCUUCAAAGCCCCCUAGCCCGGCGUGGAUGGGUUUUACAGGAACGCGCCUUGGCACGCAGAACUAUUUACUUUACAGACAAUCAGACCUAUUGGGAGUGUGGCGAGGGAAUUCGUUGCGAAACAUUGGUAAAGCUCAAGAACGAUAAGAUAGCUUUCCUCGGUGACCCCAACUUUCCCGACUACACAAUCCGACCAUCAAGCACCGUCGGGGAUCAAAUCAAGCUUUUUAUUGAUUUGUUCCAGAGAUAUACCAGGCUAGAGUUUUCUCAUCCGGAGGACCGUCCUAUCGCAAUUGAUGGACUGAUGGAGCGACUCACCAUCGCAUUCAAGACACGAAGCUUAGCAGGGCUUUUCAAAACAUUCUGGGGCUGCUGUUUGCUUUGGCGACGGGCUGACAAUACAAGACCGCUGAAAAAGAUUCCAACUGGCACAAAUCAUCGGCGGACACCACCAACUUGGUCAUGGAUGGCUUUUGAUGGCGCAAUCACGUUCAUCGAGCCUGUUGGCGGUCAAGUUUCUUGGAAUGGUGCUGGAGUGAAACUACCAUUUGCUAAUCUUACCGGCUAUCAAACUUCAUGGCUUCGAACAAGCUGCCAGAAUGAUUGUGUGGCUAUCCAAGCCAAAGUGUUUGACUUCAACAUACCUGCAAACGCUAGCAGAAGUGAGGCAUGUAUAUAUUAUGAUGACUCAACGAUUUGUACAGCUAAAUGUGUGAUUGUUGGUACUGAAAAAUAUCAUGCAAAUGAUGCAAGUAUGGAGAAACAUUACGUCUUGAUCGUCAAGCCGCUUUCAGACAUCCUCAGUACGAUAUCUUACGAACGUUGUGGCGUCGGAUACAUGCUAGGCAAGUAUAUUCGCUUGGGUGACCCUUCUGUUUAUGUGCCAAUCGAGUAG